Chelonia mydas (Green sea turtle) is the source of this 5868-nucleotide messenger RNA. RefSeq names its product solute carrier family 26 member 9 (gene SLC26A9). The record is from RefSeq and is a predicted model, not a curated record. Gene Ontology annotation, cellular component: membrane. Gene Ontology annotation, molecular function: bicarbonate transmembrane transporter activity; sulfate transmembrane transporter activity; chloride transmembrane transporter activity. Gene Ontology annotation, biological process: transmembrane transport. Bases 103 to 2550 code for a protein of 815 amino acids. The transcript is spliced from 21 exons. Lineage: Eukaryota; Metazoa; Chordata; Testudines; Cheloniidae.
UCCUCUGCACACCUCUACCUGGGGAGCAACUCUCUGCCGGGGCUUUCUUGACACAUUUGCAGCUCACCUAGCAGAAUUAGCCCUUUCUUCCCUCCAGCAAAGAUGAAGGAUCUGAAGGACACCGAGAUGAACCAAGCCCGACCUCGCUAUGUUGUCGACCGGGCUGCGUAUUCUGUCAACUUCUUCGAUGAAGAGUUUGAGAAGAAAAAGAGAAGUUAUCCACUUGGGGAAAAAGUCAAGAACCUUUUCAGAUGUUCAUCAUCCAGGUUCAAAGUCAUCAUCUACAGUCUGUUUCCAAUACUCGUUUGGCUCCCUAAAUAUAAAAUUAAAGACUACCUUGUGCCCGAUGUCCUUGGGGGAAUCAGUGCGGGGACCAUUCAAGUGCCACAAGGGAUGGCCUUUGCACUGCUUGCCAAUCUGCCUCCCAUCAAUGGACUCUACUCCUCCUUCUUCCCUUUGAUACCCUACUUCAUCCUAGGUGGCGUCCACCAGAUGGUCCCAGGCACCUUUGCUGUCAUCAGCAUUAUCGUUGGGAGCGUCUGCCAUGAUCUGGCUCCUGAGUCCGAUUUCGAAUACUUUAACCAUACCACCAAUGAGAUAAACAUCAACAACACAGCCAUGGAGGCAGCCAGACUGGAGAUUUCCGCCACAUUAGCUUGUCUGACAGCCAUCAUACAAAUCUGUCUGGGAUUCGUGCAGUUUGGCUUCGUUGCCAUCUACCUCUCGGAAUCCUUCAUCCGGGGCUUCAUGACUGCAGCAGGGCUCCAGAUCCUCAUCUCGGUGCUCAAAUAUGUCUUUGGCUUGACGAUCACAGCCUACACUGGGCCCUUGGCCAUCGUUUAUACAUUUAUUGAUAUUUGCAAAAAUCUCCCCAAGACCAACGUGGCCUCCUUGAUCUUCGCCCUGAUCAGCACUGUGCUCCUGAUUAUUGUGAAAGAGCUCAAUAUGAAAUACAUGAAGAAGAUCCGGGUGCCCAUCCCCAUGGAGAUCGUCAUAGUCAUAGUAGCUACUGCGGUGUCCGGCUGCUUGAACAUGCCUGAGAAAUACAACAUGCCAAUCGUUGGGAAGAUUAAGAUGGGCUUCCCAGCCCCCACACUCCCACUGGUGAGCAAGUGGAAAGAUAUGAUUGGCACAGCUUUCUCACUUGCCAUUGUGGGCUAUGUGAUCAACCUGGCCAUGGGACGGACCCUGGGAACCAAACAUGGCUAUGACGUAGACCCCAACCAGGAAAUACUUGCCCUGGGCUGCAGUAACUUCUUUGGAUCCUUUUUCAAAAUCCAUGUGAUCUGUUGUGCUCUGUCUGUAACCCUAGCUGUGGACGGGGCUGGAGGAAAAUCUCAGAUGGCAAGUUUCUUUGUAGCACUGGUGGUUAUGAUAACCAUGCUGGCUUUGGGAAUCUACCUCGACCCCCUUCCAAAGGCUGUGCUGGGAGCCCUGAUAGCAGUCAACCUGAAAAACUCCCUCAAGCAGCUGGCUGACCCCUUCUAUCUGUGGAAGAAAAGCAAGCUGGACUGUUUGGUCUGGGUGGUGAGUUUCCUGUCGGCUUUCUUCUUGAGCCUGCCAUUCGGACUCGCUGUCGGCGUGGGAUUUUCUGUGCUGGUGGUGGUUUUCCACACUCAGUUCCGUAACGGCUCUGCCCUGGGUCAGGUAACUUCCACCGACAUUUACAAGAACCCCAAAACCUACAAUAAGGUCCAUGAACUUGAUGGGAUUAAAAUUGUGACCUACUGCUCCCCACUGUACUUUGCCAACUCAGAGAUAUUCAGGGAGAAGGUUAUAGCGAAGACUGGGGUAGACCCCGGCAAAGUGUACUUAGCCAGAAAAAAAUAUGUGAAACACCAGGAGAAGAAGGCGGCAUCACAAAAAACAACGAAGCUGCAAAAAUUGUUCUUCAGGAACAAGAAGACCUUGUCAGUGCAAGAGCUCCAGAAAGAUUUUGAAAGCACCUCUCCGACGGACACCAACAAUAACCAAACGACUGCCAAUGGCACCAUCAUCUCCUACAUCCCAUUCCACCCCCCCACAAACAAUGCCGGGCAGGUCAAUACCUCAAGUGAGCUGGGCAGCAUCUCGAGCCACCGAGGCAGCACUUGCAGUGUCAGCCCAGUUGCAAACAUCGACCCGAUGAUCACAGCACCGCCCUACGUCAGCUUCCACACUGUUAUCUUGGACAUGAGUGGAGUGUGCUUUGUGGAUCUGAUGGGCACAAAAGCUCUGGGGAAGCUGUGUUCCAGCUAUCAGAAGAUUGGGAUUAAAGUCUUCCUGGCAAACGUGCAUGCCCAGGUGUACCAUGACAUUAGCACAGGCGGAGUCUUCGAAGAAGAGGGCCUGGACCCAAGUCACAUCUUCUUGACCAUCCACGAUGCUGUUCUGUUUGCGCUGGCAAAUGCCAAAGGAGUCUUCCGUCCUCCUGGUUUAGAAGAGAGACCAAGUCAGACAGAGCUCUCCAUCUAUGAUGAAUCUGUGGAUGAAAGCAGUGCAGAAUUCAAGAACUUGGAGGAGGAGAUGUUUGGAACCAUGUUCCGUUCGGAGGCCCAGACAGCGCUGUAAGUGCCUGGGGGAAUGUUAAAGUGCUGGCAAAGCCUCCAGAACUGACUAUUCUCACGUAUUCCUUUAUGAAGAAGUUUCCCCUGUCUGAGUGGUGCGCAGAACAGCCUUUCUGUGCUUCCAGCCCGGGGUAGCAGCGAGGCUGGGAGGCGAGGGACCGUCACACCUCUCCUCCUGACAUCCUCUCUCCUCCUUCCCUCUGUGUGUGGAAUUCAGAGCAAUGGACUCUUGGAGCAGGUAGCAGAACACAACAGAAGCAGGAACUCAGGAAAUAACAUUCAUCUACAUGUAGAAGAGCAGCAACUUAAUUUAAUGGCAAGUGCCUCCAGGCAGAAGGAUUAUUAAUAUCCGUCAUCGCUGUCAACCCUAUCUCUGUCCCUCCUCCUCCAGAACCACUCACAUACCCAGCCAUAAGGGUUGCAUAACACAGGCAUCACCUUUGUUUUCCUUCCUUUUUCCAAGGAGGUGACAUAUAAGGAAAUUUACAAGCCUUUCCUGGCUUUGAUUCAUAACCACAAGUAACCCUCUCAAGAUGCAGUGACGCAGGUUUGCGAAGUGAUAAUAUUUUAAAAUGUGCACUGACUUUUUGGGAAUCUGCACGCUGAAUUUAAGCCUGUGAAUUUCUUGGGGUUGCUGCCCAAAGCCACCUCUGUAUUCUCUAUUACCCUACAGGCCCUCCUGCGCUGUCCUGUCUAUUACCAGGUACCAUUUACUGAGCCAGUGCUGUGUUUUCUAUUACCCUAAAAUCCUUGGUACCACUGCAUGGGAGUAAUGCUGCAUUCUAUAUUACAUGCUCAGGCUAUUUUUGGAUAUUAGCCACCCUCAGCUCACAUGACCAAGAGCUCCUGCCAGCUCUAGUGGGAGUUAUAUUCACACACUGGCCUUCCCAACAGUUUGGGUAGUUAAAAUAAAGCUUAUUCAAAGCACCGGCAGAAUUAGGGCCUGAUUCAAAGCCUACUGAAGUCAAGGAGAAUCUUGCCUUUUACUUUAACAGGCUUUAGGUCAGGCCUUUAAUCUGGCAAUAUCAUGACAGCAGGUAUUCCUGUGGUAUUUUGAUGCUUCCUCUUCCUAUUCUCAGUAUCUGGACAUUGCUAAAAAUUCAGUUUAGAUUCAGCUCUAGAAAUAGGUAAGUGUUUCAGGGUGAGCAGGUUUUCUUAACCAGUGGGCCCAUCCCUAGCAAAUUCAGGGACAGGGAGAGAGAGACCCUUCAGCUCAGUGCAUACAUCCAAUGGUUCUUGAUGAUGCUAAAACUCAGGAGCAGUAUAAUUAAAGAUUGAGCAUAUUUUGGGUAUGCCAGGAGUCAACAGCUCUUGUGAUACCCAGCACUAACCUCUCCAAGCUUGGGGCUUCAAGCUGAAGAGAUUUUAGGUAAUCACCUAAGUGACAAGAGAAAGCUCAUCUGCUGGGAUUGCUACGGUGUCUGGUCCCUCAUGCGCUAUGUGAAUUUGAAUAAAAAUCACCACAAACUGAUGCUACCAGGACAAUCUACCUCUCGGGCAAACAAGCCUGACUCGAUAACCCAUAGACAGAUGAUAUCUUUUAAUUUUUUUAAAAAAAAACCCUAAUACUUUUAUAUAUAAAAGUGUGAGUGAUGCUAAUAACUAUUGCUAUUUUAGUUUUCUGUUAUAGUUCCUUCCUUUCAUCCCCAUAUUGAUUCUCUGAAGCCUAUGACGAGAGGAAAUGCAUUUAAAGUAUAUGUAAACGCUGAAAAAUACAAUAUGUUGAGGAUUAAAGGGACACUUAUUCGUAAAUUUAGGCCCCAAAUUCAGGUUUUGUGAAAAGCAAUUUUGCAAAAAUUAAGAUGAGCAGAAUUUUUUCUAUGAUAUUUUUAAAGUUCUGAUGAAAGCAGUUUUUUGUCUGGAUUUUAAACCUUCCGCUGUGGUGUUUCCAGCCUUGGGAUAAAGCAUAAGGGCCAGAAAAUGAAACUGCUUAGAAGCAAAUGUGAAACUGACUCAUCUGUUUUUCAGGAAUAAAAAAUAUAAUGGCCUUAAUAAUGCAAAGGAAAUUUGCUUUUAAAAAAUUAUUUCUGUUCUAAUAACCUAAAAUGUCAAUAAUGCUUUUGUGUUUUACUAUAUGGUUUUAAAUCUGUUUAAUUCAUAAAACACUCUUAAACCACCCUGAUAAAAGGGUCUUUGAGAUAACAUUAUCGGGGAAAGAAAAUGCAGCUGUACUGUGGCUCCCAGAUAAAUGAUGCCCCACUUGCAAUGAAAAUAGAGCUGCAUGACUCAUCCAGGCUAGACAAACAUUCCAUGUUAUAACAUCAGAGCUGCCUGGGUUUUGUGUGGCACCUCAUUAAUUAAGUCACCACUGCUCAAUCUCAGUCUCUGAUUACAUGGUGCAGGAGAAAAUUAUUAAACAAAUAGAAGUACAGUUUUCUUUAGUUGGGAGAACACUAAAAAAAGGUUACUUCUCACUCUGACCUUAGAGAGACAAUCACAAUUUUGCUGGGACUGUCAUGUCCUACAAGCUAAGAUCAGAAUAAACAAAAAGCUUGGUGCAAUGGAACAAAGGGCUUUUUCAUUAUAAUAAAAGCUCUGUGGUGACCUCACUUUAAAUUAGUGAUAUUCCUAAUUGCAAUUCAGGAAUCAGAGUGUGUCUGCUAAAGGUUCAGUUCACAGUCCCACAGGCCUGACAGCCAAAGUAUCAGUUCAAAUACAGGAAACCUCAGAGCGACAGAUCCCUGUGCAAAGUAUGUAUUGUUUCCUUUGCAGUUCCCAGCAGCAUGAUGGAUGGGAUGUCAAGAAUGAUGCCAUGAAAGUAGUGGCAAUAAUUACAUACUCUGCCACCUUGAAGUCUCAGGUAGAGGGAUACUUGGUUUCUGUAGCCCAGUGCCAAUUCUGGUGACAAAUGCAGCCCUCAGCAGCUGACAGAUGGUAUUUUUGAAGGCAUAACUCCUGUCACCAUUUUGCUACUGAGUAGCACAAAUGUUUUAGAUGCAGAACCCUGAUAAGUCUAUGGGUCCCAGAACAUUAGUUUCAAAGGCGACAUUCACCAAUCUGAACAAAACAGAAUGACAAGUUAGCAUGACUUGCAUUUCUCUUUCAAAGGUUCUAUGUGGCCAGCUCAGAAAGCUUCAUUUCCAGGGUAUCUUGACCAGGGAACUAGAGAAACUCAGAAAGAGAGUCCAUUGGGGGUGGUAAAUUCUAAACUUCCAAUGACCUUUUAUGUCUCUGAAAGUCUAGUGAUAUUAAUAUGUAAUUACUUUGAAGCCUUAUUUGAUACUUGCAUGAUGCAUAACAAGCUCAAAAUGUUUGUGUAAUUUAUUUAAUUUAAUAUUGGUUUGGUUCUUCUUUUUUUGAUAAUAAACAAUAUGUGACAGAU